CUUAUUUUAGCUCAUAUAUUCGACUAUCAUUUAAACAAGCAGGUACUUUGGAGAGAGUACUUGACUCAAAUUCUUGAUAUUUGGUGUUGAAAACGUUUGGUGAUUUUCUUGCCACAUUAGCGUAGUAUGCAAGCUUAUCUCUUCUUAAAGAUUUAAUAGUGUAUUUAUACUUGUUUGUUUGAGGGGAGAUGUUGACGAACGAAUUCCAAGUUAAUUGAUUGCUGAUGAUAUUUGAGAUUUGAAAAUGUUGGACAAUAUUUGAGGCUUUGCUUGAUUAAAGACCUGUUAUUUCUUCUUUUUGAACUUUCCUUAACAAAAAAAUUAUUUUCUUCCUAGUCUACGCCAAAAUUUAAAAGUAAUUGUAUGUAUCCAAGUAUGUCAAAUAUUGUGGACCAGAAGAGAAUAUAGAAUCUAAAAGUAAUAAUAUACGUAAUUCAAAAGUUCUCUUUAAAUGUUCUAUAUAAUUAGAUAUAGUUAGAGCUCGAGGCAGUUUGUCGCACCCACCUUAAUUCUGAACAUUUAUCAUGUGAAGGUAAUUUAAAAUAUCAAUCUAAAACAAUCUUUCUUACUAGUUUAGAAGUAUCAUUAAUUCACUCAGAUGCUUACAAUUUAAUUUCAUUCAAGAAAAUAUUCUUACUAGUGAAGAUGAAUAUUUAAUUCUCUCAAAUGCUUAGAAUUUAAUUUUUUUCUAUUUGCUUUCUCUUAAUUCUAAAGAUGUUUCACUUUAGUAAACUAGACUUAGAUGCUUCGACCAAUAUCUUGGAUGGUAAUAUUCUUGUAAUUAAGUUGAUAGGAUUUUAUUACAAUUAGCAUCUUCUAUUUUUGGUAGAAUAUCUCUUACCUUUUUGUAUAAAUAGUGAAACAAGAUGUGAAUAAUACACAUUAAAAUUCAACGAUCUUCUAAAUCUUUCAAGGCCAGGGAGUAUAUGAUUAAUGGAGCAAUUUUAGUAAUAUGAUCAGGAGAAUCUACAAUGGGAUCGGAUUAAAUUCUGAUCACUAUAAAAUAAGAUGCAUAUGUAGCAUCUUUGGAAUAUGAGUAGGGCUCCUAAGUGGGGGGGUUCGUGGAGGCAAUCCCAAAGAAAGAGCAAAAGGAAGUCGGGUUCUUGGGGGGCACAGCCAUACGACUUCGAAUAGGAGGGGCAACUCUCUGGAUCAUCCCUGCUUUCAGAAACGUCUGGUCGAAACUCGAAACUCAACGAUCUCUCUGGUUUUCUCUCUUGUUUCUUUGAUUUCACCAUGUCCCAAUGCGAUGAUAAUUUCACAAGUCACGUUGAGGAGGUUUCACAAAUUCCCGACCAUCUUGACUCCCAAACUGACCCAAAUAUUUUGCAGGAAUCAUCCAUACUAUGCAGCCGCAGGCCUACUCCAUAUAAGCCAUACAAUCCAGGAUGGGCUACCACUGGUCUAUCAGAAAUUCCUAUUUUACGUGCAUUCCAGCUGAAUUCAAUCUUUUCAAUGGCAAAAGAGACGAGUGAUGCAAGUUCAAGCACUAAUAACAUAAGGACCGAAUAUGCACGUAGUAAAGCACCAAGGCUGCAUCAAUCAUCAUCUUCUCCUUCUGUAAGAGAAGUUGUUGAGCAGGAACAGAGACAGAGCAAGAGAGAUUACCCUGCGGUGAUCAGUCCUAUUAUAUAUAAGCUAUAUGAUCCAAGAUGGACUGACAUUGGUCUGCCGGUGGAUCCUGUUUUACGCGCACUCGAGCUGAAUCCAAACUUCGCAAUGCCAAAAGCGACAAGUGAUGAAAUUUCAAGCGCUAAUAAUUUAAGGACUGAAUAUGCACGUACUACAGCGCCAAGGCUACAUCAAUCUUCUCCUCCUCCUGUUAGAGAAGUUGUUGAGCAAGAACAGAGACAGAGCAAGAGAGAUUACCCUGGGGUGAUCAGUCCUGUUCCAUAUAAGCUAUAUGAUCCAAGAUGGAAUGACGUUGGUCUGCCGGUGGAUCCUAUUUUACGUGCACUCGGGCUGAAUCCAAACCUCGCAAUGCCAAAAGCGACAAGUGAUGAAAUUUCAACCGCUAAUAAUUUAAGGACUGACCAUGCGCGUAGUAAAGUGCCAAAGCUGCAUGAAUCAUCUUCUCCUUCUGGAAGAGAAGUUGUUGAGAAAGAACAUAGACAGAGCAAGAGAGGUUAUCCUGGGGUGAUCAGUCCUACUCCAUAUACGCUAUAUGAUCCAAGAUGGGCUGACAUUGGUCUACCGGUGGAUCCUAUUCUACGUGCAUACAAGCUGAAUCCCGACUUCUUCCUUUCCAAGCCCAAGCCCAAGCCCAAGUAGUGAUGAAAAGAAUGAGAUCAUUAGGGAAUUGAUUGGCAAGUAGCAGUGGGGCAAAAAUUCGGUUCACUAUGGAAUAUUCGCAUUCUGUCUUUUUCUUUUUUCGUCUUUUGUUAUCGCUUACAAUUCCAUAAUAAGCAGAAAGCGUCUGAACGCUUUCAAGGAUGUUUAGGUUUUGCUGUUUUGUUGACAUAUCCAAGCUAUUCCAUAAUAAGCAGAAAGCGUCUGAACGUUUUCAAGGAUUUUCAAGGAUGUUUAGGUUUUGCUGUUUUGUUGACAUAUCCAAGCUAUACCAUAAUAAGCAGCAAGCGUUUGAACGUUUUCAA
Messenger RNA from Capsicum annuum, 2594 nucleotides. RefSeq lists its product as uncharacterized. NCBI's taxonomy places the organism in Eukaryota, Viridiplantae, Streptophyta, Magnoliopsida, Solanales, Solanaceae. The transcript has 16 exons. The record is from RefSeq and is a predicted model, not a curated record. The coding region runs from base 1237 to 2271 and encodes 344 amino acids.